Molecule: messenger RNA, 1824 nt
Organism: Hirsutella rhossiliensis
Lineage: Eukaryota; Fungi; Ascomycota; Sordariomycetes; Hypocreales; Ophiocordycipitaceae
Product: HCO3- transporter family domain-containing protein
Exons: 3
Coding region: 1-1824 (607 amino acids)
Biological process (GO): monoatomic ion homeostasis; borate transport; transmembrane transport
Cellular component (GO): plasma membrane; fungal-type vacuole
Molecular function (GO): borate efflux transmembrane transporter activity; solute:inorganic anion antiporter activity
Source: RefSeq, a predicted model, not a curated record
AUGGCCCUCCCACCACCGGCCUCCGGUGCCGACGGCCCGGACGGGCACUCACCCCGGGAUCCCCGCGACUCGGCCGCAUCCGUCACCGGCCGAUCCGUCGCCCCAGCAGCCACAGCCACGGCCCGCAGCGACAAGGCCCCGCGCCGAGGGGAGCAGCGGCAGCGGCACCCAUCCGCAAGCCCGCCGCCCCGCAGCGUCCUCGGCCCCGGCGGCGGAAGCGGGCCGCAGCGACGCGGCGGCAAGCUCCGGCCGUUUCGGCUGCUGCGGGGCGACGCGGCCGGCCUGCGCGCCCGCUGGGCCUCGGACUGGGCCGUCUUCAACCAGCAGGUCGUGGCCAGCGCCGUCUACAUCUUCUUCACCAACAUCCUGCCCGGCAUCACUUUUGCCAGCGACUUGUACGUGCUGACGGGCAAGUCGUGGGGCACCAUUGAGGUUGUCUUGAGCACCGGGCUCUGCGGCCUUGUCUUUGCCCUCUUCUCGGCCCAGCCCCUCACCAUCCUCGGCGUCACGGGCCCCUUUUCCGUGCUGGCCGAGAACCUGUACAAGCUGUGCGAGACUCACUUCCAGGUCGAGUUCCUGCCCGUCAUGGCCUGGGCCCUCAUCCACGCCGGUUGGAUGCACAUCGCCCUCGCCGUCUUCAACGCCCACGACUGGACCAUGCAAUAUGUCACCCACUUCAGCGCAGACAUCUUCUCCCUGCUCAACAGCGUCAUCUACUUCCACAAGGCCGCCCUCGAGCUGCAGCGCACCCACGCCCACGUCUCCCUCGCCGCCUUUCUCUACGCCGUCGUCGGCGCCGCCGGCACCUGUCUGCUCGCCAUCCUGCUCUCCACGGCAAAGUCGUGGAAGCCCCUCUUCCACCGCUGUGUCCGCCUCGGCCUGGCAGAGUACGCCGCCGCAAUCUCCAUCAUUGUCUGGAUCGCCAUCCCCCACGUCGGGGAGCUCGCCCAGCUCGACCAUGAGCGCCUGCAGGUCCAGACGGCCUUUCGGCCCUCGAGCCCGGACCGCUCCGCCUUCUUCGUCCGCUUCUGGACGCUGUCCGUCGGCUGGAUCUUCCUCUCCAUCAUCCCCGGGGCCAUCAUCACCGUCCUCUUCUUCUUUGACCACGAAAUCAGCAGCAUCAUCUGCACCGUCCGGCGCUACGGCGUGCGCAAGCCCGGCGGCUUCGCCUGGGACGUUGUCCUCUUGGGCCUCACCACCAUCCUGUGCGGCAUCCUCGGCAUCCCCCCGGCCAACGGACUCCUCCCUCAGGCGCCGCUGCACUCAGAGUCGCUGCUCUACUACGCCAUGGAGCGGCCCGCCGACGACGACGGGCCCCCCCCGGAGCCCACGCCCCGGACCUACGAGCAGAGGUACUCGCACCUGAUGCAGGCCUCGCUCAUCCUCAUAUUCGUCUCCCCGCCGCUGCAGCGGCUCCUUGGCCUGGCGCAGACGUCGGUCCUGGCCGGCCUCUUCCUCUUCAUGGGCUACCAAUCGCUGUCCGUCAACCCCAUCCUCGGCCGCGUCGCCCGCCUCGUGACGCCGCGCUCGGAACUCGAGGAGCUGCCCAGCGGCGUGACGUGGCUCGGCGUGCACGCCUUCACCAUGACGCAGAUUGUCCUGACGGGUGUCGUCUUCGCCACCACCCUGACCGUUGCGGCGCCGGCCUUUCCCCUCGUAAUCAUCGCCCUCGUCCCCGUGCGACUGACGCUCAUGAACCGCAUCUGGUCCCGGGACACGCUGCGCGUCGUCGACGGCUGGGCAUGUCGUCCGGGGAAGCCCGAGGAUCAGGAGGCUCCGCCGGAAAUGCAGCCCGCGGCGACGGACGAGGAAAAGGGGGAAUAG